UGCAGGAGGGAAAAGGAAAGAGAGCGUCUAGGUUCUCUUCACGUAAACCUCUCUGGUCCCACUCCAACCUUAAACCCGCUUCUCUCCAGCUCUCAGAUACGCUUUUCUCCCUUUUUUCCUUUAUUCUGUCCCUGUCGUUUCUCUGUCUAUUUGCAACGUUUCUCUGGAUGCUGUGAAGAGAGACAGAGAUGUGCGUUUGUCGAAUGGUUUAUGGAAAACCUCUCUGCUUGCCUCUGACUUUUCUGGGUUUUCUCUAUUGGGUUUUGCUCUGUUUUCUUGGUAGUUCAUUGCUCUGUGCCAUUUUUCUUUCUGGGUAAUCUGAGGGUUGAAGAUAGGCCACUGGGUAAAUGCUGUGGUAGGAAUCUUGUAGUGUUUCAAUUUGAUUUGGUAAUAAUUUAAGGUUUUGAGUUGGUUUUGCCGCGGGAGGCAGGAGGUUUGUGCUUUUAGAUACCCUUUUUCACUUUACCAUUAUUUCUGUUCUUUUUUCUUUUAUGAUAUAUAUAUUUUUUUGAUAGAUUGAACUUGGGUGGUUUUCAAUUCGUCUUCUUGAUGGGUUGUUUUGGUUAUGUGGGGUUGAACAGAUCAUUUCCUUUAACUGAAAGGAGAUAUAAGCUACUAGAAAAAUGUGAGAACCCAUUGGUAUAGGGAAACUAGACGUCGUUGAGAAUUGGGUGUCUUAGAUUAUUGGAUCCAUUAAUGGGUAUUUAACUCUUGACAAAACUUGCUAAGUAUUUUUUAAGGUAGCGAAAUUGCGGAAAAUCGGUUUCUGUGAUAUGGGUUGCGUUGGUAUGUAGUUGAAUGUAUGUUAUUGCAGUUUUGGUGAGAAAAUUGGAGUAAACAAGCAACCGUUUGACUGCGAUGUUAAGAGCAUUAGCUCUUGGGUUGUUGACUUCUUAUCUGGUUAUCUACGUUGCCGCCAUUGAUAGUGAUUUUGUGAAUUGUAACUGCGACGAUGAGGGCUUUUGGAGCAUACAAAGCAUUUUAGAGUGCCAAAAAGUGAGUGAUUUCUUGAUUGCAGUAGCAUAUUUUUCGAUCCCCGUUGAGCUCCUUUACUAUAUUAGCUGCUCGAACGUUCCAUUCAAAUGGGUACUUCUUCAGUUCAUAGCAUUUAUAGUCCUUUGUGGAUUGACCCAUUUGCUCAACGGAUGGACUUAUAAUGGCCAUCAAUCGUUCCAGUUGAUGCUUUCCCUUACCAUUGCCAAAUUCCUCACAGCUUUGGUUUCAUGUGCAACUGCAAUAACCCUUUUGACGUUGAUCCCUCUACUUCUCAAAGUAAAAGUGAGGGAGCUUUUCUUGAGGCAAAAUGUCUUGGAGUUGGAUCAAGAGGUUGGGAUGAUGAAGAAACAGAAGGAAGCGAGUUGGCAUGUACGAAUGCUAACCAGAGAAAUAAGAAAGUCGCUUGACAAGCAUACUAUACUAUACACCACUUUGGUUGAGCUUUCCAAGACUUUGGAUUUGCAGAAUUGUGCGGUUUGGAUGCCAAAUGAGAGUAGAACAGAGAUGAACCUGACCCACGAGUUGAAAACAAGUUCUUCGAAGGAUUACCACCAUUCUAUCCCAAUCAAUGAUCCUGAUGUGUUAGAGAUAAGAGGGAGCAAGGGAGUGAGGAUUCUAAGGCCUGAGUCGGCACUGGGGGCUGCAAGCAGUGGUGGUUCUUCUGUCUCAGGUGCUGUGGCCGCAAUUCGGAUGCCGAUGCUUCGGGUUUCGAAUUUCAAAGGGGGGACGCCAGAGUUGGUUGAGACUUGUUAUGCUAUACUGGUUUUGGUUCUUCCAGGUUCAAACUCUAGAGUCUGGAGUUAUCAUGAAAUGGAGAUAGUGGAUGUGGUUGCCGACCAGGUGGCUGUGGCUCUCUCUCAUGCUGCAGUUCUUGAAGAGUCUCAGCUAAUGAGAGAGCAACUGGGAGAGAAAAAUCGUGCAUUGCAACAAGCUAGGAAGAACGCAAUGAUGGCAAGUCAGGCAAGAAACACCUUUCAGAAGGUGAUGAGUCAUGGAAUGAGGAGGCCAAUGCAUUCAAUCCUUGGCCUACUGUCAAUAGUUCAAGAGGAGAAUAUGAUCUUCAAACAGAGGAUUACUGUUGACACAAUGGUGAAAACUGGCAAUGUUCUGUCAACUUUGAUAAAUGACGUGAUGGACAUUUCAACCAAGGAUAAUGGAAGGUUCCCGUUAGAGAUGAGGCCUUUUGGGCUACAUUCCAUGAUCAAGGAAGCUUCUUGUCUUGCCAAGUGCUUGUGUAUGUAUAAAGGCUUUGGUUUUGAGAUUGAUAUUCAAAGCUCUUUGCCUGAUCAGGUGAUAGGUGAUGAGAGAAGGGCUUUUCAAUUGAUUUUGCAUAUGGUUGGAUAUCUAUUGAAUAUCUAUGAUGGACGGGGGACUGUCAUCUUUCGGGUUUUUCAGGAGAGUGGUAUUGAGGCCAAGGAUGAUAAAAUGUGGGGAAUGUGGAGAUCAACCAUGCAACAUGAGCAUGUGUACAUAAAGUUUGAAAUUGAGAUUUGUGAGAAAGGUUCUCAGUCAGAUGGAUCAAUCUCAGCAGCAAAUCAUGCUCGUAGGCGGUACAACAGCAGUGAAGUUAAGGAGGGCCUGAGCUUCAGCAUGUGCAAAAAGCUCGUGCAGAUGAUGCAAGGUAACAUAUGGAUAUCCCACGACAUGCUGGGUUUUGCACAAUGCAUGACACUUGUUCUUAGAUUCCAAAUUCGACCAUCUUUUGGAAGAGCUGACUUUGGCCAUGGAAGUUCCUCAGAGCCAAAUUCCAACUCAAAGUUUAGAGGCCUUCGGGUCAUACUAGCUGAUGAUGAUGAUAUAAACAGGAUCGUGACAAAGAAGCUGCUCGAGAAGCUUGGUUGUCAAGUAACUUCUGUUUCGUCCGGGUUUGAAUGCCUGAGUGCUCUUAACGCCACUGAAAAAACUUUCCAAAUUGUUCUUUUGGAUCUUCAUAUGCCUGAAAUGGAUGGAUUUGAAGUGGCAUUAAGAAUCCGGAAACUCCGCAGCCAGAAUUGGCCUGUAAUUAUAGCCCUAACAGCCAGUGCAGAGGAACAUGUGAUGGAAAGAUGUCUGCAGACAGGAAUGAGUGGGGUGAUUCGAAAACCUAUUCUCUUGCAAGGGAUGGCAGAUGAGCUUCGAAAAGUUCUUUAAUGGGCAGAUGAAGGAUGAUUGUGAAGAAUUCCAUUUUGGCAUAGAAAAAAAAAAAAAAAAAAUUUAAGGGGGUCUUUGAAAGCACGUCUUUGAGAUCCCACUAGAGAAGUUAAACUUAGUAUUUAACUCAAUAUCAUACAAAAUAUGGCUCUUAUUUCUUGCCUACUUUUUUCCAUGAUUAGGUCCAUUUGAUAGUGAGAUUAAUAUGAUUCACAAA
Molecule: messenger RNA, 3343 nt
Organism: Alnus glutinosa
Lineage: Eukaryota; Viridiplantae; Streptophyta; Magnoliopsida; Fagales; Betulaceae
Product: protein EIN4
Exons: 2
Coding region: 859-3126 (755 amino acids)
Biological process (GO): response to ethylene; phosphorelay signal transduction system
Cellular component (GO): endoplasmic reticulum; endoplasmic reticulum membrane
Molecular function (GO): ethylene receptor activity; ethylene binding; phosphorelay sensor kinase activity
Source: RefSeq, a predicted model, not a curated record